Anthostomella pinea is the source of this 549-nucleotide messenger RNA. Lineage: Eukaryota; Fungi; Ascomycota; Sordariomycetes; Xylariales; Xylariaceae. The record is from the annotation of a GenBank genome assembly.
AUGCGCUUCUUCGCCCAACUCGCUGCCUUUGCGGCUACCGCGGUCACACUGGCCAGCGCCAACUCUGUCACCUUCGUCAACCAGGACGCCACCAAGCGAACCAUCUACUUCACGGGCACCGCACCCGUUGACAAAGUCGAAAUCGCCGGCAAUGCCCAAAUGAAGGUCUCAAUGCCCAUUAGCUGGAUCGGAAACGCCUACUCGGUCAGUGAAGGCGCCGAGAACGUUCCGGGCAUGUUGGCCGAGUUUACUUUCCAGGGCUGGAACGACCUUACCUGGUUUGACGUAUCAGCCAUUGUCAAACCCGCUGACAUCAACGGCGUCAAAGAAAUUUACCCAGCUACUGAAGUCGAGGCCACCCUCAAGAGCAAGUAUUCCGGCUGCAGCGUCUUCCCUUGCCCUACUGUCUACUACCACCCGAACGACGUUCAAACUGUGUCAACCCCGGAGACGGAUCUGAUCUGCACCCUGGGUAACUCCAACGUCCUCGUGUCCCGAGAUGUCGGCGAGGGGCUAGUCUCCCGCAACUAUGUUCUGGGCAAGCUCUAA